ACCACCGUUCGGAGUGAACUCAGUGUUUGUAAAAAUGCCGCGACACCACGAUAUCGACGAAGACCCAGUUGUUAUGGAACCGGCAGAGUUGGUGGUCUUCAAGCUCGUGCUCCAAUUUCUGAAAACAGUUCUGCUGAAAUGCUGCCAGAAGCUAUCGAUCGCGUUUCUUAGCCUCAUGGAAGGCCUUUCGAUGCGAGGAACGGAACAAGACGAUGUGGCAAACUUCGACCAACUGUCGGCUCAUUGGUGGGAACCGAACGGACAGAUGAAACUGCUGCAUAAACUGAACAAACUACGUGUUCCGAUGGUCGUGGAAGGACUCAUUAAAGCGGGCAAGCUUGAUCGGAAGCAACGUCACACCACGGACCCGCUGAAAGGCUUGACGAUCCUGGAUGUCGGUUGUGGUGGUGGUAUCUACACGGAGGCCCUUGCCAAGCUGGGUGCGUAUAUUGUUGGUAUCGAUCCUGCUAAGCACCUCAUCGAUGUAGCGAAGGCUCACGUAGCGACACAACCGGAUCUCAAGGAUCGUUGCCAUUACGAGGAAGUUUCGAUGGAGGAGCACGCGCCGAAACACGUUGGCAAGUACGAUGUGGUCGUUCUGUCGGAAACGAUCGAGCAUGUAGUGGACAAGAGUUUGCUGCUCAAAAAUGUUGCUACGGUGCUGAAACCGGGUGGUUCCGUGUUCAUCACCACCUGGAACAAGACGACCUGGGCCUGGACGUUGGCCGUUGUCGUGCUCGAGAUCAUCAUGAAGCGGCUACCGAGAGGAUCACAUGACUACGACAAGUUCAUAUCAAUAGACGAUGUCGAAGCGAUGCUGGAAGGAUAUAAUUGCCGCACGAUCGAGCGCCGUCCGUUCUAUCUGAAGUUCUGGGAGGACGAGUGGAUCUGGGUACCGUUUGAGAAAAUGACCUACGCGGUACAUGCGAUCAAGGAAUAAUUACAGCGGAUGAAUCAAUGGAUGGAAUAACGGAAAUACGGCGAUUCUUGUAUGUUGUACACAAAAAAGACGAAUAAAUAAUUAUUAUAAAAUGCA
Anopheles darlingi is the source of this 1036-nucleotide messenger RNA. Its product is annotated as ubiquinone biosynthesis O-methyltransferase-like. Gene Ontology annotation, molecular function: 2-methoxy-6-polyprenyl-1,4-benzoquinol methyltransferase activity. Lineage: Eukaryota; Metazoa; Arthropoda; Insecta; Diptera; Culicidae. Gene Ontology annotation, biological process: ubiquinone biosynthetic process. The transcript is spliced from 2 exons. The record is from RefSeq and is a predicted model, not a curated record. Bases 35 to 940 code for a protein of 301 amino acids.